Molecule: messenger RNA, 4034 nt
Organism: Micromonas pusilla CCMP1545
Lineage: Eukaryota; Viridiplantae; Chlorophyta; Mamiellophyceae; Mamiellales; Mamiellaceae
Exons: 3
Coding region: 144-4034 (1296 amino acids)
Biological process (GO): regulation of heterochromatin formation; positive regulation of DNA replication; chromatin remodeling
Cellular component (GO): nuclear chromosome; CHRAC
Molecular function (GO): DNA binding
Source: RefSeq, a predicted model, not a curated record
CACCCCGGACUGCGGCGGCGCGCUGAAGAAGCUGCGCGCGUGCCUGCGUCGCAAGCGCGUCGCGUAGGAGGACGGGAAGGAGGAGGAGGGAGCGCCUGCUAGGAAGGCGGGGCGUCGGACGCGCGGAUCGCACCUGAGCGACGAUGGCGGACGUAGUCGAUCGCGCGUCGACGCCGGACCCGUGGGACAGGGUGGGCACGGAGGCGGCGUCGCCGACGGGUCUUCUCGCGAAACGAAAACAGGACGACGACGGCGGCGGCGGCGGCGACGACGACGACGCGAAGGAGAACACGCGACCGCCGCGCGACGACGACGACGACGACGACGACGACGACGUCGUCGUCGUCGCGGAAGCGGACGAGGACGACGACGAGGAAGCGCGCGCGGAUGCGGCGGCGGCGGAAAAGGACGCGUCGGAGGAGCCAGACGACGACGACGACGACGACGACGACGACGAUGACGUCGCGGCGACGGCGCCGCCGACGCCCGCGCCCGCGACGAACAACUGCGUGGACGACGACGACGACGACGCGAACGCGAUUCGAUCCAUACGCGCGCGGUGGGAGCUCGCCGCCGCGCUUGAUUUUCUCGUCACGUUUAAGCGCACGCUGCGCGUCGGACGCCGCGACGGCGAGGAGAUCGAUUGGAUGACCGCGGACGCGAUCGAGCGCGCGCUCGUGAGACCCGUGGAUUCGAAGCGGCUGCUGCGCGAGCUCCACCACGGGCUGCUGCGGGGCGUGGAAGGGUACCGCGCGGGGCGCGGCGGAGGAAAAAAGAACGGCGCCGCGAGCAAGCGCAAAAAAGGCGGCGACGGCGACGACGACGACGACGACGACGCGUCGCGCGGCUGGGCGCUCGCGCUCGCGCGGCUCACGACGACGCGCUGGCCGUCGCUCGUGGGCGAGAAGCGCGCGGCGCGCGAGCCGCCGCCUUUCGACCCGCCGGAUUUGGACGGCGGCGGCGCGGAGUGGGCUCGCGAGAGCGCGCUCGAGCACUACGAGACGAAAAUCACCCCGGCGUCGCGACUCAGGCGCGUUCUCCUCACCCUGCUGUCCACCGACGUGAAGGACCGCGUCGACGACGCGUCCAAGGCGCUCGUGAGAGGCGGGAAAGAGUGGGGAAAAAGCCUAGACGAGAGCGGCGAUCCGAAUCGCGAGCACGUCGACGACUUCCGCGGCGACGACGCGCGUUUGGCGCGGCUCGACGGCGGCGUCGCGUACUACCUCCUCAACGAUCCGACCGGCCUCGGCGUGCGUCUAUACCAUUCCGCGGCGCCGACGUUUCACACGUUUCGGAAGGCGCUGGACGUGGAGGCCGCGGCCGUGGCGGCGGCGAGCCACGGCGCGUGUUCGCCGCGGGUGCUCGGGUCGAGCACGUUCGCGCCGCCAGAUCUGCCGCCGUAUUACGUCGACGCGACGGACGCGGAGGACGCGGGAGGAGGUCCAUCCGCGGGGCGGCUCGACGCGGGGAAGGAACCCCGGUGCAUGGCGUGCGGGGAGCGGCGCGGGAAGGCACCGGCGGCUCGCGGCGGCGGCGGCGGCGGCGGCGCAUCGGGAGUUAGGAAGUUGGCGUUCGACGACGCCGGCGACGUCGCCGCCGUCGACGACGCGACGAACGCCGACGCCGCGGGGACGGACGGGGGCGACUGCGACCGCGACCGCGACCGCACGUCGUCGUUCGUGCGGUGCGCGCGGUGCGGCAACGGCGGCCACCGCGCGUGCCUCGCGUCCUACGGCGCCGGGUGCGACGACGCGUCCGACGUUUCCGACGCGUCGUACACGUGUCACGUGUGCGUCCACGCGAGCCGUCGAGCGACGGUCGGGAAGCGCGCGGGCGAGGCUGCGAAAGCGGCCGCCGCCGCGUGCAUCAAGUCGUACGCGCGCCCGCCGCCGCCGCCGUUUUACGACCCGGAGCUCGACGACGACGCGGACGCGCCGUGCAUGAAGUGCGGCCGCGUGGACGACGAGGCGAGCUUCGUCCUGUGCGACGGCUGCCCGAACGGCGGGCAUUACUACUGUCUCGACGGACUAACGGAGGUCCCGCGAGGGGACUGGCACUGCGUCGUGUGCGAGGGCGAGCGGAGGGUGCAGGCGGCGGCGGCGGCGGCGGCGAGCGCGGCGGCGGCGGCGGAGAUCGUCGCCGCGGGCGGGCGGCUCGCGUCGCCGCCGGCGAGAAUGAAGCGUCGACGCGACGACGACGAGAAAAACGGCCGCGGAGGAGGAGACGCUCCGAUUCCUACGUCACUGCUGUCGCCUCUGACCGCGUCGCGCGUCGGCGCGGGCGGCCGAACGCCGCGGUCGCCGCCGCCGCACCUCCCCGCGGACGCGCGGUUCGCGCUCGGGCCGCCGCCCGCGCCGCCCGCCGCGGGCGCGUGGUCGGUCGUCGCGUCCGCGCCCGCGGAGAUCGAGCGCGUCGCGAAAACGCUCGCGGUGACGCCAGGACCCACGAAUGCGUUAGGGAAACGGCUCUUGAACGACGUCGUCGCGGGGAUGGAGGCGGCGGCGGCGGCGGCCGAGCGGAAGCGCGAAAACGCCGCGCGGCGGCGGGAGAAUUUGGAGCGGCUCGUCAUCGCCGGCGCGGGGCGGUCGUCGCGGCAUCGCUCCAACCCGGACGCCAAGCGCGUGUGCUACGACGAGUCGCUCGCGGACAAAGCGCUGAGGGACGCGAUCCGGGGUGGGACGACGAUGGUGUCGGGACCGGGCGCGCAUGGGGGGGGGAGGAGGUCGAACGCCGCGCGGUACGCUGAGGACGAUUCGGACGAUUCCGAUUCCGAUGAUUCCGACGACGCGGACGCGAGGCGACGCGCCGCCGCCGCCGCGGAGGCCGUCGCUCGCGGGUUGCGACGCGGGCGAUCCGUCGUGAACGUCGACAUCGAGGACGACGACGGAAGCGACGGAAGCGACGAAAGCGACGACGACGACGAGGGCGACGACGAAAACGACGUCUGCGUUGGCGCGCCGCCGACGACGUCGGAGGAGGAGGACGUCGUCGAAGUCGACGCGAGCGACGACGAGCCCGAGCCUGGCGGCGACGGCGGCGGCGGCGGCGACGACGACGACGAGCCGAUGGAGAGCCCGGACUACGCGAAGGCGUUCGCCGCGCCGCGAGCCGCGCCGAUUCUGAUUCCGAUCGCGGCGGAGGACGCCGACGGAGACGACAGCGACAGCGUGGAGUUCAUCGACGGCGACGACGACGACGGCGACGCGGAAGAAGAGGAGGAAGAAGUCGACGCGGACGAAGAAGAGGAAGAGGAAGAGGAAGAGGAAGAGGAGGAGGAGGAGGGGGACGACGACGACGACGUGCUCUCGCUCUCUGCACCGCUCGCGCGUCCGUCCUCCACUCGCUCGCGCGCGUCCCCUCGCGCGAUGGCGGCGACGCUCGUUCCCGCGGCGCCGCUCCGCGUCGGCGUCGCCGUCGCGUCGUCGGCGGCGCGGCCGCGCGGCGUCGUCGCGGACGCGACGCGCGCCUCGACGCCGGCGUCGUCGUCGUCGUCGUCGUCGUCGUCGUCGUCGCGCACCGCCUCCGGUCGUCGCGCGCUCCUCUCGCGCGCCCUCCUCGUCGCGUCCACGUCGUCCGCGCUCGCGGCGCGCGCGCCGCCGUCCGUCGCCGCGGACGUCCGCGCGUUCGUCUCCCUCGACGCGCUCGUGAGCACCGCGCGCGACGCGAGCGCGGAGCUGUCGCUCGCGCGCGACGCGCUCGCGACGAGCGCGGCGCUCGGGACCGAUCUCCCUCUCCGAGAGCUCAAGCGGCGACUCUCGUCCGGCGCGCUCGCGGAUCUUCCGUCCGCCGCGGAGCGCCUCGACCGCUUCGUCGACGCGCCGAGCUUGGAGGAGUGGGAGUCCGCGGUUUGGAGCAGCGUCAGCGAGGACACGCGAGGGUCGAGGGAGAUCGACGACGUCACGGGGAGGCGGCUGCGCGGCGUCGAGCGCACGAACGAUUUCCUGUGCUUCGUCUUCAGGCGCGUUCGUCGACGCGUCCACUUCAUUUCACCCACCGCUCGGCUUCAACGUUUGAUCGCGUUCCCUUUCAACUGA